AUUCUGCUUGUGGAUACUACGCCUGGAUGAUUAGCCUCAAAUAUAAGAUGGCAAAUCACAGAACAAAAAUGAGAGCGAUUGGCUGUCCAGAAGUGACAAAUUCUCUCAAAAACAAGUCUAAGGAUGACUGUCUCCCAGCCAAAAACGUGAAGAAGGCCAGGAAGGCUGAAGUAAACUACUGUCCCUCAAACCCUGCUGGUGAAACUGAUGAAAGCCUAGAAAAGCUCCGAGUUGAACUGCUCAAUGAUGUUGAGCAAAGGGACCGUACACAGCUGGUGAAAGAGAUGAUGUCCAGAACCUUCGCUUUCAGAAGAAAGGAGGUGGUACACGGAACUCCAUCUGCUGCUGAGUUCAAAGCCAGGUGGCCUGCACUUUUCUGUGCUGGUGAGUUGCAGGCAGAGUUCCAACGCAUCAUAACAUUGCCACUCAUGUCUACUUUCAUGGCAAAGCUGGACAGCUGUCUACCUCAGCUGACUUCUGUACUCCGCAAAAAGGGAGGCAUUCCUGGCCAGAAACUAGCCAAACAUGUGACAGUCUUGACGGAGACUACCAGUCCCAUUAGUCAGAAGAGGUCAGCUGCCUUGAAGUCGUUAUGCAUCUACUUGGGCGAGAAAGAUGAAGAUCUCAUCCGGGAGUAUAUGGACAUCCAAGGACUUGAUAUCGAGAGGGAAUUCCGCAAGCAACCCAUGGGCAUCUGCCUUAUCUGCAAAGACGGGGGAGAUGCUGGAGACCACGAAGAUAUUGGGAUCCAUGUGGAGGGCACUAUUGUCCUCGACAACACUGCCAGUGAAGCACAGGCCUGUGUUUUCAUGUUUGCAAUAAUAUGUCAUGAACAUGGCAUAUCCACGUGA
Messenger RNA from Neoarius graeffei (lesser salmon catfish), 851 nucleotides. RefSeq lists its product as uncharacterized. NCBI's taxonomy places the organism in Eukaryota, Metazoa, Chordata, Actinopteri, Siluriformes, Ariidae. The transcript is spliced from 4 exons. The record is from RefSeq and is a predicted model, not a curated record. Bases 27 to 851 code for a protein of 274 amino acids.